AUGCACCUAUCGACCCACAACGCUUUACUGCUGGCGACAAUGGGGAUGCACGGCGGGACAAGCUGGCGCCGACGGACGCAAGAAGCCGUCGCCGUGGUGCUGGCUCUGGCAACACUAGGAGCUGUUGCUGCCGCCGUAGAGCAACACCAACAGGAGGCGUCGGGCGUGAACGUCACCGCCAUCUGCUCGUCCACGCCGUACCCGGGCGCGUGCCGGAUGGCGCUGUCCUCGUCGGCGUCGCGGGCCGCCAAGGACCCGUUCGCGGCCUCCGUGCAGUUCGCCAUGGCCCGGGCCGCGUCGGCGCGCGUGUUGGCGCUCAACCUCUCGUCCUCGCGCCGGAGCAGGGCCGUGCUGCCGCCCUCGGGCAUGGACGACUGCGCCGAGCUGCUCGACAUCAGCCACGGCCUGCUCGGCGACGCGCUCGGCGCCGGCUCCGCGCACGAUGCGACCACGUGGCUCAGCGCCGCGCUCACGAACCAGGACACCUGCGCCGACAGCCUCGACGCCGUGCCGGCCUCCUCCGGGCGCGAGGGCGUGCGCCAGAUGGUCGGCGCGCUCGCGGAAUUCAUCGGCACGGCGCUCGCGCUGCACGCCAGUCUCAAGGGCGGGAGCGCGACGCCGCCACCAUCUGCCACGCCCACUCAGUCGUCGACGCCGUCGAACCGGGCAUUCCCGUCCUGGGUCUCCGACCACGACAGGAAGCUCCUGGAGUCCGCGGCUGGCGGCAUGACGCCGGACGCCGUGGUGGCACUGGACGGCAGCGGGACGCACCGUAGCAUCGGCGAGGCGAUCGCCGCGGUCACGGCAGCGGCAAUGGCGCCGGUGGGCUCCUCCAAGGCGGGCGCCGGAGCAGCCAGGAAGGUGAUCUACGUGAAGACCGGGCGGUACGAGGAGACCGUGCGGAUCUCGAGAAGGCAGAGGAACGUGAUGCUGAUGGGCGACGGCAAGGGGAAGACGGUCAUCGUCGGCCACAGGAGCGCCGCCGACGGCUACACCACCUACGCCUCCGCCACCGUCGCUGCAAUGGGCUCGGGCUUCAUAGCAAAGGGCCUAACCAUCAUCAACGAGGCCGGGCCGGACAAGAGCCAGGCGGUGGCGCUGCGGGUCGGCGGCGACCUCUCCGUCGUGUACCAGUGCGACAUCGAGGCAUACCAGGACACCCUCCACACGCACUCCAACCGCCAGUUCUACACCGAGGACAACAUCUCCGGCACGGUGGACUUCAUCUUCGGCAACUCCGCGGUGGUCAUCCAAAAUUGUGACAUCCGUCCCAGGAAGCGCCGGUCCGGCCAGAAGGACAUGAUCACGGCCCAGGGGCGGACUGACCGGAACCAGAACACCGGCAUCUCCAUCCACAAGUGUCGGAUCGCCGCCGCCUCGGACCUAGGCGACACAAAGGUGUACCUGGGUCGUCCAUGGAAGAAGUACUCACGGACCAUCGUGAUGGAGAGCUCUCUCGACCGUUCGAUCGCCGCAGCCGGGUGGCUGGAGUGGUCAGGCCAGUUCGCGCUCAACACGUUGUACUACGGGGAGUAUGGGAACAGUGGGCCUGGCGCGGGGACAAGCGGGCGGGUGAAGUGGGCCGGAGUGCACACGUCACUGUCCACGAUGGACGCCACACGGUUCACGGUGAGGAAUUUUAUCUUGGGAGACUCGUGGUUGGGUGACACCGGAGUGAGCUACACUUCCGGGCUAUGA
Messenger RNA from Triticum turgidum subsp. durum (durum wheat), 1698 nucleotides. NCBI's taxonomy places the organism in Eukaryota, Viridiplantae, Streptophyta, Magnoliopsida, Poales, Poaceae. The record is from the annotation of a GenBank genome assembly.